This is a messenger RNA of Periophthalmus magnuspinnatus, 2195 nucleotides long. RefSeq names its product mitochondrial ribosomal protein S24 (gene mrps24). Gene Ontology annotation, cellular component: mitochondrion. Gene Ontology annotation, biological process: translation. NCBI's taxonomy places the organism in Eukaryota, Metazoa, Chordata, Actinopteri, Gobiiformes, Gobiidae. The record is from RefSeq and is a predicted model, not a curated record. Bases 193 to 684 code for a protein of 163 amino acids. The transcript has 4 exons.
GACAACAAAUACAUAGUUCCGUAUUUACAGUAUUUUUGCAAACUGCUCCUUACUUCACCUCAUUUUACAUAGAGGCAUACGUGUAAAGCUUUAUUAUUUAAAUGUGUUUUGGUUGUUGUAAAAUGGGUAUAGAACCAAAUAACAUACUAAUCAGUUACUAAUACUAAAACUACAACUAUCGGUUUGGAAAGCAUGGCGGCGUCCUUGAGGAGCGCGAGGUUGCUGAGUGUAUUGACCAAGUUAUGCUCCGGAAACCGAAGUUUCCACGUCAGUGCUGUGUGCUUCAAGAAUAGAGCGGCUCGUAUUCGUGUUGGGAAAGGAGACAAACCUCUUACUUAUGAACAAGCUCACCCUCCUCAUCAAAUUGGUCAUAGGAAAGGUUGGCUUUCACAGCACACUAGUAACCUGAAAGGAGAGGGUGGAGCUGCGGAGCGUACAACUGAAGAUGUUUUUAUAAGACGCUUUAUGUUUGGCACUUUCCAUGGCUGCCUUGCCAAUGAGAUUGUGAUCAAAAGGCGAGGAAAUUUGAUUAUAGUAUGUGCUUUAAUGAUCCAGAAAUUACCCCCACAGAAGUUUUACUUUUUGAUUGGCUAUUCAGAGUCACUACUGUCACAUUUUUACAAAUGUCCUGUAAAAUUAGAAAUUCAGACUGUGCAGGAUAGACCUGUGUAUAAAUACAUAUAGGCUUACCCUUUGUUGAUUGUCAUUGUUUGUUUUUUUCAUGAAAUCUGAUUGAAUUCCAGAUUUAAGUAAAUGUGCAUAAAAGUACAUACAUUUUCAUUUUAUUUAACCAUUUUAAUCACAGUGCAAAUACAUUCACAUUUAAGGCACAUGAGCCAUGUCAGUGCAAACACGAGGCACUUUAAGCAAACAAUUCCCUUUAUGAAAACUCAGUUGUAAAAGAAUUUUGUUAUCACAUUGGCAGUCUCAAGACAAGUGAAAAAGUUAAAAAUCUAGUAUCUUUAAAAUAUAGUGCAUUAAAAAUACUUAAAUCAGCACAUCCAUUCAAGAAAAUACAGCAGUCUUCUUCCAAUUAAAGAGCAAUAAGUCAUAAAUUAUGGUUUCUGUUGACAGCCAUUCUCUACAUACCUUGGUAUGCGUAUGGUUGUGCAUUUGUUUAAAACAACUGAAUGCGUAAGAUUUGGACAAUACUAUACCAAAACUUAGAACAAGAGACCAUGGCCUAUGAAUAGCGAAUAACGGUGUGUCAGAACUCUCUGCAACUCUGUAAUGAUUCCUGUAAAUUGAACACCUCAUAUAAAUUUCAUGUUUUCAUAGUCUCUGCAGCCACUGCUUACGCAUGACUGAAGCUUAAUCAGUCGCUGAUUCAUGGUUUGGAGAACAGUUGGGUCCAUUUUCUUGAAAAUAUUUUCGAGCUGGUUGGGGUCUGACGUUAGGUUGUAGACCUCUACAAAUGACUAAAAAGACGAUAGUUGAAAUCAUUUUUCAUAUAGUUACAGCUGUGACUGAGUUAUACAUACCUCGCUGUCUGCAAACUCGCAGUAUUGGAGAUCUUGGUCUGAACUGAGGGUCCGUACACAUGCAUAGGUAUUGUUGUAGGCAUCUUCACAUACACAGUCGGGAAAACAUUGCUGGAAAAAGCACAUUGGAUUAAGUCAUUUUUAUAAAUGAUGUCUACUAAAAAAAAGGGUCAUUCUAAACAUGAGAUUAUGCUGAUUUUGUCAAGACCACUUACUGACAGUCCAGGUCCCAGUUUGGGACAACUUGGAUCUGAAGUUGGAGAUCCCUCUCCUGUAUAUUCCACAAGGAAAAAUGGCCGAGCUGUCCCAUUACGCAGUGAUGGGGCCUGGUGCAGUAUCAAUAUAAAUGUUGUAAAACUGAAAACACUUUCAUAAACAGUAGUACUACAAAAGAACAACCAUUUGGGAGAGGAAUGAUUGACCAUCCACAUUGACAGCUGACAGGUUCACUCCUGAGAUGUCCAGUAUAGUGGGUGCAAGAUCAAUGUUCAAAACAGGAGCCUAAACCACAAAAUAUAAAAUGUUACCAUUAGCUUUAAAUAAAAAUUGCUGGAGUUGAAGUAUUCUUGUGACCUUCACUGUAAUGUUUGGCUUGAUACCAGGACCCCGAACUAGGAGUGGAAUCCUAAUGUCAAACUCAUACAGCUGUCUUUUGUCGAUUGGCAGCGAGAACUGACCUGGAGCACAAAAUAAAAGUUGUUUAUCUGAAGCAUA